Messenger RNA from Staurois parvus, 416 nucleotides. Lineage: Eukaryota; Metazoa; Chordata; Amphibia; Anura; Ranidae. The record is from the annotation of a GenBank genome assembly.
AUGCCAUCUGCCAGUGUCCAUCAGUGCCACAUUUCAGUGCCACAUCAAUGCCACAUAUCAGUGCCCAUCUGAGCUGCCUUUCAGUGUCACCCAUCAGUGCCAGUCAGUGCCACCUAUCAAUGCCAGUCAGUGCCACCGAUCAGUGCUGCCAAUCAGUGCCAGUCAGUGCCGCCUAUCAGUGUGCAUCAGUGUCGCCUAUCAGUGCCAUCAGUGCCACCUAACAGUGCCAGUCAGUGCAGCCUAUCAGUGCCAUAUAUGAGUGCUGCCUUUCAGUGCCCAUCAGUGAUGCCUGUCAAUGCCCAUCAGUGCCACCUACCAGUGCCUCCUCUUCAGUGCCCAUCAGUGCCACCUAUCAGUGUCCAUCAGUGCAGCCUAUCAGUUCCCAUCAGUGCAGCCUCAUUAGCGCACAUCAAUGA